AUGAAUGAACAAAAGGAGAAAAUUACAGAAAAAGGAAUUCUUUCAAUGACAACAAGGGAACACCAUAAAGGGCAAGAAGAAGUGAGCAGGCUGAUUGAUGAAUUGCAGACAGCUAUCAAAAGCAACAGAGGUCAUCUCUCUAAACUUGGCCCCCAAUUACAGGCUGAGCAGGAGCAAUUCUCCUCUUAUGUCUACCAACACAUUAAAAGCCUUCCAGCAAACACGCUUGUCCCAGGAGGCCUACAGCUCAAGGUAUUUGAAAAUGGUAAAAACACUGGAGAGAUCUCUGUUUGUAUCAGUAAAAAAGAUUUGGGAUCUGAUAGCCCAAUUCAAACUGAUGACAUGAUGGAAAGAUUUCGUUUCAAGAUUCAUCAAAGGCUUCAAGAUUCUUCCAUCAACCCAACAGGCCUCAAUUUUUCUUCAAUGCGGCUUUUUGAUGAGAAUGGUCAAGAAAUUAAGGAUCCACUUUUGCUGAAGAAUGAGCAAAAAAUUUGGGUCUUUUAUGGUAGAGCAUACAGAUCUCCACUAAACCUCGCUUUGGGUUUGACCUUUGAUCGAGUGAGUGCAUCUGCCAGAGGUGACAUCGUGGUUGCAUAUAAGACCUUUUUGGAUCCUAAUACUGUUCUGCUACCUGGAUGUGGCAAUUGGGAAGUUUGUGAGGGAUUUCCAAUUAAUUUCAACUGUACCAGUCAACAGAUACCUGACCAGUUUGAAAAGGUGGACUUGGAGAACCAUUUCCUACAGAAUAAGGUAGAUCCCAAUAUUGUCCUUCAUGCCUCAGUUUCCAUUGGAAAGUGGAGUUUCUCAAGCAGUGAAGCAAGCAGCAGGAGUCAGACGGUGUCAUCGAUCCUGUGGCCUGAAGCCAGUGUGUGGCUGAUCACCAAGGUACCUAGUACCUAA
Messenger RNA from Saimiri boliviensis boliviensis (Bolivian squirrel monkey), 900 nucleotides. The record is from RefSeq and is a predicted model, not a curated record. NCBI's taxonomy places the organism in Eukaryota, Metazoa, Chordata, Mammalia, Primates, Cebidae.